This is a messenger RNA of Mus pahari (shrew mouse), 5578 nucleotides long. It is a transcript of the gene Pcdh12, whose product is annotated as protocadherin 12. The transcript is spliced from 4 exons. The record is from RefSeq and is a predicted model, not a curated record. The coding region runs from base 315 to 3860 and encodes 1181 amino acids. Gene Ontology annotation, molecular function: calcium ion binding. Lineage: Eukaryota; Metazoa; Chordata; Mammalia; Rodentia; Muridae. Gene Ontology annotation, cellular component: plasma membrane. Gene Ontology annotation, biological process: homophilic cell-cell adhesion.
UCCCUACAUCCUGCUUUACUAGGUCAAGUCUCUCUCAGACCGGUACUUGCCCAUCACCGCUAAGUGGACCAGCUGGUGCCGCCGCGGAGCAGGAAUCUCUUCCAGCAAUUUAUCUGUUCUGGGACCUCUCAGAUCAUUUGUCAGGAAGAUGGCCUUGCUUGGGAAUCCUGCUCCGUACAGCAUCUUCUAAUUAUGGGACAGAGUUGUAACAGCAGGUCUGAAGCAGGAGAUCCAGGCUGACCGAGCCACUCAGGAACUACUGGGGACAAGCCCUGCCUUUGAAAAACUCCAGUCCAGCCCACCCGCCGGUAAGCAUGAUGCUACUUCUGCCAUUCCUGCUAGGGCUCUUUGGUCCAGGAAGCUACUUGUUCAUUUCAGGGGAUUGUCAGGAGGUGGCCACUGUCAUGGUGAAAUUCCAAGUGACAGAGGAAGUGCCGUCUGGCACAGUGAUAGGGAAACUGUCCCAAGAACCAAGAGUGGAGGAGAGGCGUGGGAAGGCAGGCGAUGCCUUCCAGAUUCUGCAGCUGCCUCAGGCACUGCCGUUUCAGAUGAACUCGGAGGACGGCCUGCUCAGCACCUCCAGCCGGCUGGAUCGGGAGAAGCUAUGUCGGCAGCAAGAUCCCUGUCUGGUGUCAUUUGAUGUGCUUGCCACCGGGGCGUCUGCUCUCAUUCAUGUGGAGAUUCAGGUGCUAGACAUCAAUGACCACCAGCCACAGUUUCCCAAAGAUGAGCAGGAGCUGGAAAUCUCUGAGAGUGCCUCUCUGCACACACGAAUCCCCUUGGACAGAGCUCUUGACCAAGACACGGGUCCUAACAGCUUAUAUUCCUACUCCCUGUCUCCCAGUGAACACUUUGCCCUGGAUGUUAUUGUGGGCCCUGAUGAGACCAAACAUGCAGAGCUUGUGGUGGUAAAGGAGUUGGACAGGGAAGUUCACUCAUAUUUUGAUCUGGUGCUGACCGCCUAUGACAAUGGGAAUCCCCCUAAGUCAGGAACCAGCGUGGUCAAGGUCAAUGUCCUGGAUUCCAAUGACAAUAGCCCAGUAUUUGCUGAGAGUUCACUAGCACUAGAAAUCCCAGAAGACACUGCCCCUGGUACUCUUCUCAUAAACCUGACUGCUACGGAUCCCGACCAAGGACCCAAUGGGGAGGUAGAGUUCUUCUUUGGCAAGCAUGUGUCCCCAGAGGUGAUGAACACCUUUGGCAUAGAUGCUAAGACAGGCCAGAUCAUUCUGCGCCAAGCCCUAGAUUACGAGAAGAACCCUGCCUAUGAGGUGGAUGUCCAGGCAAGGGAUUUGGGUCCCAAUUCCAUCCCAGGCCAUUGCAAAGUUCUCAUCAAAGUUCUGGAUGUCAAUGACAAUGCCCCAAGCAUCCUCAUCACAUGGGCCUCCCAGACGUCGCUGGUAUCCGAAGAUCUUCCCAGGGACAGCUUCAUUGCACUUGUCAGUGCAAAUGACUUGGACUCAGGAAACAACGGUCUAGUCCACUGUUGGCUGAAUCAAGAGCUGGGCCACUUCAGACUGAAAAGGACUAAUGGCAACACAUAUAUGCUGCUCACCAAUACCACGCUGGACAGAGAGCAGUGGCCCAUAUAUACUCUUACUGUGUUUGCCCAAGACCAAGGACCCCGGCCCUUAUCAGCUGAGAAGGAGCUCCAAAUUCAGGUCGGUGAUGUCAAUGAUAAUGCCCCUGUGUUUGAGAAGAGCCGGUAUGAGGUCUCCACUUGGGAAAACAACCCACCCUCUCUUCACCUCAUCACGCUCAAAGCGCACGAUGCUGACUUGGGCAGUAAUGGAAAAGUGUCAUACCGUAUCAAGGACUCCCCCAUUUCUCACUUAGUCAUUAUUGACUUUGAAACAGGAGAAGUCACUGCUCAGAGGUCACUGGACUAUGAGCAGAUGGCAGGCUUUGAGUUCCAGGUGAUAGCAGAGGACAGAGGGCAACCCCAGCUCGCAUCCAGCAUCUCGGUGUGGGUUAGCCUCUUGGAUGCCAAUGACAAUGCCCCAGAAGUGAUUCAGCCUGUGCUCAGUGAAGGCAAAGCCACCCUUUCCGUGCUUGUAAAUGCUUCCACGGGCCACCUUCUGUUGCCCAUUGAGAAUUCCAGUGGCAUGGAUCCAGCAAGUACUGGUACACCACCAAAGGCUACCCACAGCCCCUGGUCUUUCCUCUUGGUGACAAUUGUGGCAAGGGAUGCAGACUCGGGGGCCAAUGGGGAACUCUUCUACAGCAUUCAAAGUGGCAAUGAUGCUCAUCUCUUUGUCCUCAACCCUUCCUUGGGGCAGCUAUUCAUUAAUGUCACCAAUGCCAGCAGCCUCAUUGGGAGUCAGUGGGACCUGGGGAUAGUGGUAGAAGACCAGGGCAGCCCCUCCUUGCAGACCCAAGUUUCAUUGAAGGUCGUGUUUGUCACCAGUGUGGACCACCUAAGGGACUCUGCUCAUGAGCCUGGAGUUCUGAGCAUGCCAGCACUGGCUUUGAUCUGCCUGGCUGUACUGCUGGCCAUCUUUGGAUUGCUCUUGGCUCUGUUCGUGUCCAUCUGCAGGACAGAGAGAAAGGAUAACAGGGCCUACAACUGUCGCGAAGCUGAGUCGUCGUACCGCCACCAGCCCAAGAGGCCCCAGAAACAACACAUUCAGAAGGCAGAUAUCCACCUGGUGCCUGUGCUUAGGGCCCACGAAGAUGAGACUGAUGAAGUCAGGCCAUCUCACAAGGAUCCCAGUAAGGAGACACUGAUGGAGGCAGGCUGGGACUCCUGCCUGCAGGCCCCCUUCCACCUCACACCAACCCUAUACAGGACCCUGCGUAACCAAGGCAACCAGGGAGCACUGGCAGAGAGCCAGGAGGUACUGCAAGACACCUUCAACUUUCUCUUUAACCAUCCCAGACAGAGGAAUGCCUCCCGGGAGAACCUAAACCUUCCUGAGUCCCCACCUGCCCUACGCCAGCCACUUGUAAGGCCUCUGAAGGUGCCUGGCAGCCCCAUAGCGAGGGCGACUGGAGACCAAGGCAGUGAGGAGGCCCCACAGAGCCCACCAGCAUCCUCUGCAACCCUAAGACGACAGCGGAAUCUCAAUGGCAAAGUGUCUCCUAGAGAGUCCGGUCCUCAUCAGAUCCUGAGGAGCCUGGUUCGACUCUCUGUGGCCGCUUUUGCGGAACGGAACCCCUCCGUGGAGGAGCCUGCUGGGGACUCUCCUCCUGUCCAGCAAAUCUCCCAGCUGCUGUCCUUGCUGCAUCAGGGCCAAUUCCAGCCCAAACCAAACCACCGAGGAAAUAAAUACUCGGCCAAGCCCGGCAGCAGCAGGGGUACCAUCCCAGACACAGAUGGCCUUGUAGGCCUCAAGCCUGGUGGCCAAGCAGAACCUGACCUGGAAGAAGGGCCCCCGAGUCCGGAGGAGGACCUUUCUGUAAAGCGACUUCUAGAAGAAGAGCUGUCAAGCCUGUUGGACCCUAAUACAGGUCUAGCCCUGGACAAGCUGAGUCCCCCUGACCCAGCCUGGAUGGCAAGAUUGUCAUUGCCCCUCACUACCAAUUACCGAGACAACUUGUCUUCCCCUGAUGCUGCAGCGUCAGAGGAACCGAGAACCUUCCAGACAUUCGGCAAGACAGUCGGACCGGGACCGGAGCUGAGCCCAACAGGCACGCGCCUGGCCAGCACUUUCGUCUCGGAGAUGAGCUCUCUGCUGGAGAUGUUGUUGGGGCAGCACAUAGUACCAGUGGAAGCUGCGUCCGCGGCUUUGCGGAGGCUCUCGGUGUGCGGGAGGACCCUCAGUCUAGACCUAGCCACCAGCGGGGCCUCGGUUUCAGAAGCACAGAUGGGUAGAAAGAAGGCAGCUGAGAGCAGACUUGGCUGUGGCAGGAACCUAUGAACAUGUUUGGUUGGGAUGUGUCUGGAUCCAGGACCUGGGUGCCCUGAGAAAUGUUAGGGCACUCGGGUCUUGAGGAUCUCAGGGAAUAAGCUGGUUUUUAAAAUUUGUGGAAUUCAUUGGCCAGAGAUAUCCCUAACUUUAGGGCAACUGAUGCUAUGCUGUUCUUCACAGAGGAAGCAGGAGCCCAGGACUACCAAGCAACUGACUAGGGCAGACCUUGUAAUGGUCUGGGUGGCUGAGCUUUAUGGACAACAGGGACAGCUUGUUUCUCUCCUAGGAGUUUGCAGUAAAACACAUGCAGAGGUGGCCCUCAGGAGGAACAGAUACCACAGAGUGUAGUUAGUAUCCUAAACAGAGGGAUGGCCUCACUGGACACUGAAGGCCGAGGGUGGGUUCUUGGGGGAGCCAGGCAAUGCCUUCUGACCUACUAAUAAAGGGAAAACUGCAGCUCACUCUGUUUGCAUGCCACACAAGGGAGGACAGAAUCCCAGAGUGAGGGCUGGUUGUCAUCGAAUUCCUGGCAUGAAACUCUUGUUGGGUCAUGACAGGUGUGGGUCACACUGGUUCACAGUGACAGGUACGCAGACUAUGGACAUGUGUGUCCUUGACCCCAUUCCACUAUGCUAUCCAACAGUAUGUGUCUCAGCUAGAAAAUCAGGAUGUUAGGAAAGCAAGACUGUAAAUAGAAUAUUUAUAUGAGCCAGGCACUAGGCUUUAAUUUGAUUCCCCAACCCCCACCCCAGCCCUUCCCAGUGCUAGGUCGGUCGUAUUUGCAUACCCAUUUCACAGGAAUGAAGCUUGAGAACAUUGAGGGUCUUCCCCAAGGUUGAGCAGGGAGUAGAGGCAGACUCAAGAUUUGUGUUCAGGCUGGCCAAAUGCCAAAGCUCACGCCAUCAUCCAUGGCACUGGAUUGCAAACAAAGGAACGGAAAAGGAAAAGUCCCUGAGAUGAAAACUUGCAGAUAGAAGGCACUCGGUUCCGAAUUAGUUCACUCUUACAAGCACAGGGUAAAAGGAGCUCGCAUUCGCCCAGUCCUAGUUCCUUCCUUUUCCAGGGAGCAGCCCUUCUUACCUGACACCCCAUCUGGGGAAGUCUUUCUCUAUCUGCAGGCUUGGAUCUGUGAAUUGAGGCCCCAGAGGAUGGUGUGUGAACUAGAACUAGAAAAUCCAUACUGACAGCAGCCAGCUUUUCAGGGGUGGGAAGAGUGAAGAAAGAGCUAAUAUUUUCCCAAGGCUCUUUUGUCCUUGGAAAUUUCCAAGCAGCCACAGCUGGCUUAGGAUAGUAUGAGAUGGGGUGGGGUGGGGGCUCUCCUGGACACCAGAGGCAGAAGAUAUUGUCUGCCUCACUUGUCAUCUUCGGGAGCUCAGGGCUCUUGACUCUCAUCCGUAGACAGGCCAGCCGUGGUCCCACCUCGGGCUGGUGACAGUCAUACACAUUGGAAUGCAGUGAUGUUAUUCCAACUUACAGAUGAGGAGUAUGAGACCUGGAGAAAUUAAGCAUUUCAGAGGCAAGGUCUCGGUCUCUGUCACCUCAUUCCGGUCAGAGUCAUCGUAUAAGACCUGUGAUUGUCAAGCUGGUUCACAGAGCUGUUGGGUUCCAGGCCACUGAGAGAGGCCAUGAGAACCAAGCAAGCAGGAGCUCUAUCUUACCUAGCCAGGUGCCUGGCACAGAUGACACUUGAAAUACCUGUUGAGUAGAUACAUGAUUGAAUAAAUGGG